This is a messenger RNA of Hyaloscypha bicolor E, 312 nucleotides long. RefSeq lists its product as uncharacterized. The coding region runs from base 67 to 306 and encodes 79 amino acids. The transcript has 3 exons. NCBI's taxonomy places the organism in Eukaryota, Fungi, Ascomycota, Leotiomycetes, Helotiales, Hyaloscyphaceae. The record is from RefSeq and is a predicted model, not a curated record.
CUGAAGGCUGCUGAGAGUACAAUUUUAUUGAAAUCUUAAAAUUGCAAUCGUUCCGAGUUGACAACCAUGUCAGGCAAAGUUGAAGAUAAGAAAGGGAAUCCCAUUGAAGUUGGUGACACAGUCUUCACCAAAAUCCGCGGUGGGAAGCGGGAAGGAGAGGUUGAUAAAAUAGUCAUGACCGAGAAAGAAGCAAAAAACGAGGUAGUGAAGAAUCCUCCAAAGGUGCUAUUCAAAGACCAGCACGGCCACUAUGUUGCGCACAACCCAGGGACACUUGAGGUUGUGGAAGGGAAUGAGGGCAAAUGAAUAGAC